AUGUCGCUGCAACAAGCAUUUGCCGCACUCAUGCAGUCGCCCGCCCGCGGUCCAGCAGUGCAAGAUGAGCCCUUGACAAGGGAAGCCUACUUGAUCUACGCCUACCUCAAGCGUCUCGGAUACGUCGUACAGAGAGCAAGCAUCGUGGACGCUGUGCGUGCCGCUCCUAUCUCUGCCUCGGCGCUAGCCAAAAAGAACAACAACCAAACAUCACUGGUUUCUACGCCAGCUCAGAACGUGGCAGCGGAGGGCAUCAUCGCGGACCCGCAACGCCCGAUCAAGUUGACGACGAUCCUGGAUGUCUUGCUCUACAUCCCACGACGGAUUAUUCAGCUGGCUGGGGAUGGCAUGAGGGCGUUGGCGAAGAGAGUGCAGUGGGUUUGGGGCAAGACAGUGGGCAGGCUGAUUGCGAUGAUCGGUAUUGCUGCGACCAGGCUCUUGAGCGAUAAAGCGGCAAAGAGGGCGACAGUGGGUAGUUUGGGUCUUGGGCUAGGCCUGCGUAGUGCACAGCAACAGGACGGACGGCGAUUCUUGGGUGACAAGGGCGCCGUGGAGUGGGACAGCUACGACGCGGUGUUUUCGUCGCUGCAGAUCGUCCCUUCAGGACACGACUUUUGGCUGCCUUCCGACUCUUCCCCUCCUAAGCACCAAUCAACAGCAGCUGUUGCUGCAAGCGAAACGAUACAACAUCCACCCGAAUCGCUAUCACGACCUCGAAACACCAGCCUACAGCCCUUCUACUACGCCUGGCGACCGGCGACUCUCUACCGCAAAUCGCACCCGCCACCACCCGAGUUCCGUAUCGUUAUCCUCAACGCGCGCACCACGCCCGUACCUUCUGUCUGGCAAUUCGAGUCGAUCUUUGCUCAGAUUCCCAUCCCGGGAUCGGACCAGGAGCUGUUUGGGGCCGCUGCCGCUGCCGCCUCCACGACGUCUGACGGUGCAUCACAAGGCGGAGAUGGCGGUGUGGAAGGCAAGGGAAUGACCGAGGAGCAGGUGAGGGAGAGAGUCGAGUACGAAAAGAAGCUCAAGGCGUCUAACGAGGCCAAGAACCGUGCGGCGUAUGGCAAGUUUAGCGAGGGCAAGCAGAAGCAUCUGCGCGAAAAGGCGACCGCUAGACAGGCCUUGGCUGCUCAGAGACGCGAGGCUCAGCUGCAGUCGAGUACCGCAUCCUCCAGACUCGCAGGACUGGCGAAGAAGUUGGGCGACACAAUGGUGGGAAAAGCAUUCAUCAGAGUGCUUCUGCUCGACUUCACAUUGUUGAAGGCGGUGGGCCGACUGUUCAGACACUGUCCGCCGGGCUGUUGGACCGAGCCCAAACGCAACAGCAAUGGCAGGGCCGGCGGUGGCGCAGGCAGGUUCAAAGGUCGCAAUGCGAUUGGGGGCAGCGGAAGCGGUAGAGGUGGAGUGGGCAAUCCUUUCCCACCGCUCAAGGCCGGGAGGAGGACGGUAGUGGUGGCAGUGGUGGAUGGAAGUAUCACUACGUUGUUGCGGUUUGGAGAGUCUGAAUUUGCGCAGUGGGCGCUGUAUGGCACCACGCCGCUUCCCACGGCCACGUCUCAGAGUCAGAAGGAGGUCUCGGCGGCGGCUCAGAAGUGA
Sporisorium graminicola is the source of this 1599-nucleotide messenger RNA. RefSeq lists its product as uncharacterized. The coding region runs from base 1 to 1599 and encodes 532 amino acids. The transcript has a single exon. The record is from RefSeq and is a predicted model, not a curated record. Gene Ontology annotation, biological process: tRNA-type intron splice site recognition and cleavage. Gene Ontology annotation, cellular component: tRNA-intron endonuclease complex. Lineage: Eukaryota; Fungi; Basidiomycota; Ustilaginomycetes; Ustilaginales; Ustilaginaceae.